ACAGACCCGGGCGCCCCACACCGCCUCCCACCGCCAUGGCCCUGCCCUGGCCCCUGGGGCUGAUUCUGCUCCUCUGCGGGUACCCCUCGGCCCAGGCGGAACCGCUGUUGAUACUGGUGACCCCGCGGGUGCUGCGGGUGGGCACCCCCGAGAAGGUCCACGUGCAGGCCCACCCGGACUGGGGGCAGCCCCCGCCCCGGAACCUGGAGGUGAAGCUCAGCGUGUGGGACUUUCCCCUGAGGACGCGCCAGGUGGCGGAGGCGGAGCUGUCCCUCACCCCCCAGAACCACUUCAUGCUCCAGGCGGCCGUGACGAUUCCUGAGAGCCUGGUCUACCCACCGCAACCCGGUCAGCAAUAUGUCAUCAUCCGGGUCACUUGGGCGUCGUCUGUCCUGGAGAAGCCGGUGCUCGUGGCACCCCACGCCGGCUACAUCUUCAUUCAGACGGACAAGACCAUCUACAAUCCAGAGCACUUCGUGCUCUACCGGAUCUUCACUGUCAACCACCAGAUGGAUCCAGUGAGCCGGCCCAUCACUCUGGACAUCAAGAACCCGGAGGGAGUCACUGUGUUCAGUCAGAAUCUGCAGGCCCAGAAAGGGUUCUUUGUCAGUUCCUUCCAUCUCCCAGAGCUCCUCAGUUUUGGGACCUGGAGCAUCGAAGCCAGUUACCAAAGUGCAGCCAAACAGAAGUUCAAGGCAGAUUUCGAAGUAAAGGAGUACGUGCUUCCACCUUUCGAGGUCCAACUGAAACCCAAUACGACCUUCUUCCACCUCAGAAAUGAGGCUCUGGGGGUGGACAUCCAGGCUCGGUAUAUAUUCAACAAGCCCCUAGAUGGGCACGCGCUGGCCAUUUUUGGGGUGCAGCUGGAUUCCCGCCGGAUCCCCAUCCAGAGUUCCCUGCAGAGAGUGGAGAUCUCCAGGGGCUUGGGACACGCUGUGCUCCAGAAGGACACGCUGAUGGCUACAUUCCAGGGCAUGGAGGACGACUUCCUGGGGGCCUCUGUGUUCGCCAAUGUCACCGUGUUCUCCUCAGGUGGUGAGAUGGUCCAGGCUGAGGCCUCAGGCGUGAAGAUUGUCCGGAGUCCUUACAAGCUCAAGUUCUUCCGGACGCCCAAGUAUUUCAAGCCCGGGAUGCCCUUCCACUUUAGGCUCUUUGUUUCGAACCCCGAUGGGUCCCCGGCCUCCAGAGUCUCCGUCUGCUACCGAAACCAGAGUGUGUUCAGCUCGCCCAGCGGGAUCGCUGCCAUGACCAUCAACACGGACGCCAACUGGCAGCAGCUGCCCAUCCAGGUGGAAACGAAGGACGAGUCUCUCCGGCCAGAGGAACAGGCCUCAGCCACGAUGACGGCUUUGCCUUACGCAACCCAGGAUGGGUCAGGGAACUUCCUGCACAUCGACUUGAAGGCUCUGGGCACAGACGUCGGCAGCGUCCUCCAGCUGAACCUCAAUACGAAGCAUCGGGACCCACACACCAAGGAGCAGAUCACGCACUUCACCAUUCUGAUCCUGAGUAAGGGCCAGAUCGUGGGCGCCAGAUACCAGCCAAGGAGUCCUGGAAGCGUCUACACCACAGCCAUCAUUGAUGUGAGCCCAGACAUGUUGCCCUCCAUCCGUAUCGUGGCCUUCUACCUACUGCCCCCAGGGAGGACAGGCGGGGACCCUGAACUGGUGUCUGAUUCGUUAUGGAUCGAUGUGAAUGACAGGUGUAUGGGGACGCUGAAAGUUGGAUUGAAGAAUGAAGACACUAUUCUGAGUUUAUCACCUCAGAGCAAAGUGGAACUGAAGGUCACGGGCAAUGCAGAGGCCACAGUUGGGCUGCUGGUGGUGGACAAGGCUCUCCAUGUCCUGAACAGCAAACACAAGCUCACACAGAAGAAGGUCUGGGAUGUGGUGGAGGAGCAUGACAUUGGCUGCACAGCGGGCAGCGGGAAAGACAGACUCGCUGUGUUCAAGGAUGCUGGACUGGACUUAAAGUUGAGCACAGGGAUGGACACUCUGGCAAGCUCAGAUUGGCGAUGCCCCCAGGAGCCCCCCGUUACUCGUCGCCGCCGGGAGCUGAAGAGGAUACAGGCCAAGAAAAAUGCAGUGGACAAGUUCGAGACCCAGUUGGAGCGGAAGUGCUGUGAGGCCGGGCUCCGGGAGAGCCCUGCGGGGCUGACCUGCGAGGAGAGGAAGCGGCACGUGCGACCCGGGCCAGCCUGCGUGGCCGCAUUUCUGAGCUGCUGCCACCUGUCUGAGGCUCUGACGCAGCAGGCCCGGGAGGAGCAGCUGUUCCUGGGGACAAGUGAUGACGAAGACGAUGAGGAUGAGGAUUUCUUCCUAGAGGAUCUGCCUAUUCGAACUUCGUUCCCAGAGAGCUGGCUCUGGAAAACAUUUACCUUGUCUGAGCAUCAGUCUGGCAUAUCCCAUUACACCACUGAGAUCUACAUGCCUGACUCCAUCACCACCUGGCAGCUGGUGGCUGUGAGUCUCAAGGAAGGCCAAGGCCUCUGUGUCUCUGAGCCCCUGGAGCUGACAGUUCAAAAGUCGUUCUUUGUGGAUCUCAAGUUACCUCACUCGGUGAUCAGGAAUGAGCAGAUCCAGGUGCAAGCCGUGCUGUACAAUUUCAGAGACCAGGCUGUGCGGGUCCGAGUGGAAUUCCCACACAAGGAGACUCUGUGCAGCGCGUCCAAGCCAGGAUCCCCCUGGCGUCAGAGGGUGGUCGUGCCCCCCACCUCAUCCAAGAUGGUACCCUACAUGCUCAUCCCCCUGGAGACCGGUCAGGUGGACGUGGAGGUGAAGAUUGUGAGCAUCGAAGCCCGAGAUCACAUAAGGAAGACCCUCCUGGUCCGGCCCGAAGGGCAGAUAGAGAAGAAUUCCCAGAGCUUCCUGCUGAGCCCUGAAGGACAGACCCAGAUGAUGAGGGUGCCCCGGAAGGACAUCCAGAACCAAGUACCCGGAACCGAGGCUGAAGUCUUCAUCAGUGUUCAAGGGGACAUCCUGGCGGAGACUGUCCUGGGCAGCUUGACCCCCCAAGAGAGCAGAAGGCUACUGAGCAUCCCUACGGGGUGCCCUGAGCAGACGCUGAGCUCCCUGGCACCCCUCGUCCUGCUGACCCGCUACCUGGACACCACCGGCCAGUGGGGCCAGGUCGGGGUGGAGCUCCGGGAAAAGGUGGCCAAGAACAUUGUCAGCGGUUACACCCGGAUGGUGACGCACCGGAGCGCAGAUGGCACCUACCACAUCAGCAAGGGCCGCCCUGGGAGUACCUGGCUCACCAGCUAUGUGUUCCGGAUCUACUCACUGGCCCAGCACACUGCGACCAUCCCCGGGCUGGACCUCAAGUCUCUGUGCGCCAUGGCCGACUGGCUCUGCCGGGAGCGGCAGGCGGAGGAUGGCCACUUCGUGGAGCGUGGCCCCGUGGUGAUGGCCUCCAUGCAGGGUGGCUACAAGGGUUCUGAGGCAGACGUGUCCCUUACGGCCCUGGUCCUGAUCGCCCUGGAGGAGGGGAUGGACAUGUGCAAACAGGAAGUACCGAUUUUGCCCGCCAGCAUGGAGCGUGCCCGCAGCUUCCUGGAGAUGCGCCUGCCCCACAUUCAGACGAUCUUUGCUACAGCCAUCGCGUCCUAUGCACUCGCCCUCACCGAGAGCCCCCGAGCCAAUGACUGCCUUCAGAAUUUUGACCACCUUGGUAAAACGCUGAUGCUGGGGCAGCACCAGACCUUCUCCCUGUCCAGCAUCGAGGCCAUGGCUUAUAUCCUGAUGCAGAAGCUGCGGCUGGGUCUGCACAACGAGACACACACCAUCGCCAAGUGGCUCCUCGAGCAGAGGGAGCUGGGUGGGGGCUUCCGGUCCACCCAGACCACAGUAGUGGCCAUGGAGGCUCUGACCCGCUACCGCCAGGCGGUCCACGCUGAGGGAAUCCAGGAUCUCUAUGUGCAGAUCAGCAUCCCCAAGAGAGCCCUUAACUUGGAGUGGGUCGUCGACCAGAGCAACGCCUAUCAGCAGCGCACAGCCAAGUUCUCAGCUCUGGAUGACCUGGAGAUCAAAGCCAGCGGCAGAGGGACGGGGACAAUCUCAAUCGUGACCAUGUACCAUAAGGCCCCCGAGGCUGGGGAGGACUCGUGCAACCUUUACCAGCUGAACGUGACCCUCCUGCGCCCCGAGAAACAGACUAAGAGUGGGGAAGAGACCUUCCAGCUGCGGAUAAAGACAAGGUUCCAGGGAGAGCAGGAGGCAACCAUGAGCAUCGUGGAGAUCUCCCUGCUCACCGGCUUCUACCCCAACCAGGAGGACCUCAAACAGCUCACCAGUGAGGUGGAGACGUAUGCCUUCCAGUACGAGAGCAAGCCCAGCGCCAGCGACAGCACAGUGGUGCUGUACCUGGAAAAGGUCUCAAACAAGGAAGACACAGUGCUGGGCUUCCGCGUCCACAGGAUGCUGCAGGCAGAGUUCCUGCAGGCCGCCCAGGUCACCAUCUAUGACUACUAUGAGCCUUCCCGGAGGUGCAGCACCUUCUACAACCUGCCCCAAGAGCCAUCUUCUCUGCGCAAAAUCUGCCACAAAGAGGUCUGCCGCUGUGCGGAAGAACAGUGCCCAGCCCCGAAGGGCAGCAGCCAAAUGAAGAAGGAAGAGCUCCAGGUGGCAGCGUGUGAGGCCGGUGUGGACUUUGUGUACAAGGUCAGGCUGGAGAGUGUGGGGACCUCAGCCUCCAACCCCUACAUCUACUACAACAUGCAGCUCCAGACCAUCAUCAAGACAGGCUCAGACUCUGUCAAACCCCUCACUAUGAAGAAAUUUAUCUCCCACGCCACCUGCCAGGAUGUCCUGCAGCUGCAUGAGAAUCAGACAUACCUCAUCAUGGGCCACACCUCCGACCUCUGGCGGAUCCAAUCUGACUACACCUAUGUCCUAACCAAAAACACCUUCCUCAUGCCCUGGCCAGCCGACGGGGAUGUCGGCAGGAAGGACUCCGUGGAAGAGCUGGAGGGGUUUUCGGAGCACAUGCACGCCCACGGCUGCGAGACCUGAGUCCUCCCCAAGGCUUGGACGCCCCCCCCAAUGGGCUCUGGGGGGCUGAGUUUUCUGGGGGUCGCUCCCAUUCAAGGACACAGAUCUCCAGAAAUAAUUUUUCUUUUCCCAUCUCCAACCUGCAGCCCAUCCUGCCCUGCUCAUACUCACCCCUGCAAGCCCCUUUAUCACCAUGGGGUCUUGGUGGCUCCUUCUAAUACCCACGGUUGUUUUCUGCUCACAGGGCGACUUUUUUACUGUUGGUCCCCUCCACCUGACACCUUCCAGAAACCUGCAGGGCUUGGUCCUGUCUUAAUUGUACUGUUGAACUGUCCCCUCCUGGGGUCCAUCGAGUGCAUGAGAGUAAAGUGUUUCUCACCUGGCAGGAGCCCAUUCUUGUUUGAUUUCCAGUACUACCUAUGGUCUGGUCAGCACUGCCAGGGCUCACUCUUGAGCACAGAGCCAGGAAUAGUCCCUGAGCGCUUCUGUACACACACACACACACAC
This is a messenger RNA of Sorex fumeus (smoky shrew), 5495 nucleotides long. Its product is annotated as complement C3-like. The transcript has 41 exons. The record is from RefSeq and is a predicted model, not a curated record. Gene Ontology annotation, cellular component: extracellular region. Gene Ontology annotation, molecular function: endopeptidase inhibitor activity; protein binding. Bases 36 to 5009 code for a protein of 1657 amino acids. Lineage: Eukaryota; Metazoa; Chordata; Mammalia; Eulipotyphla; Soricidae.